AUGGCACUGCCUCAGGCCGCAAUUUCUGUAAAAUUGCCAUCCUUCUGGUCUUUUGAUCCGGCCCUGUGGUUCGCCCACGGCGAGGCUCAGUUUGCUGCGAAUAGGAUAACAAGCGAUGCAGCGAAACUGACGCAUUUAAUCGGUGCCCUUUCUCCUGAAAUAAUGAUGGAGGUCAGGGACUUGAUUAUGGCCCCACCAGGUUCCGUGUCUUACGACACUUUUAAGAAUGAACUAAUCAAAAGGACCUCCGUCUCGGAGCAACGGCGGCUGCACCAACUCUUAAUUUCCGAAGAGUUGGGAGAUAAAACUCCGUCGCAACUAUUACGACGGAUGAAACAACUGCUAGGUGAUCAGACCUUGCCAGACGGGAUAUUUAAACAGAUAUUCCUGAAACGUCUGCCUGCCAACACACAAGUGAUACUGGCAUCUACGAAAGAAUCGGCUUCUGUCGAUGAACUGGCCGAGAUAGCAGAUCGAAUCGCUGAGACAGCCAACCCCUUCUCGACAAUAGCGCCAAUAUCUUCCACCAAUCCUUUUGCUACUUCUUCGGAUUUGUCGGAAAUGCUGGAAGUACGUGCACUUCUGACUCAACAGGCAGCGCAGAUACAGACACUCUCAGCGCAAUUGCAAGAGCUGACAUGUCGCAGCCGCUCACCGCACAAGAACAACCAACCCCGACACUUUCAUAGAAGACAAGAGAAAGAACUUGGUGGAUUGUGUUGUACAUCUGUGGAGAUGUCACACCAUUAA
Messenger RNA from Octopus bimaculoides (California two-spot octopus), 750 nucleotides. RefSeq lists its product as uncharacterized. The record is from RefSeq and is a predicted model, not a curated record. Lineage: Eukaryota; Metazoa; Mollusca; Cephalopoda; Octopoda; Octopodidae.